UCGGUUUUGCCAACUAAACGUGCUUCUCAUUGCUCGCACCCGUGCUGAGUGCUAUCCAUUUUUAUUUUCCUAUUGCAUAUUCCUGAUGAAGUGUCGGCGCUCGUCAAUUACAAUAGCUUAGGCACAAUUUAUAGCCUUUGCCCGCUGAAAGCUGAAAUCUGAAAGCUGCAUGUUGCGCUACAAUUUCUGCAACGGAAUUGAAAAAUUACACAAGUGCUUUCCCAGUCACACUAGUGGAAACAAUUGGAGGAGAUUGGCGCGCGUCGCACUCAAACUACGGGAAAAACGCUAACCAUCAGAUACUUUGUGUUUCGGUUUGCAUUCAAUUAUUCAGAAGCAACAAAUGACGUGACAUUGAGAACCUUGCGCCAGACCCCCGUUCACACAUAGACCGUAACGCACGGCCAUUCAAAAAUCUCUCUGUAACGCUAUCGAUUUUCCGUUACAUCGUUAUACACACACACUGACCGAGUUACACACUUCACGCCCGCCAGCACACCCCCUGCCCAACAGGGUGCGUGCGUGUGAAUGUGUGUGUGUGUGUGUGGUCACACAUAGUGAAAGUGAACCAAAAUAAUUUUGAGCUUUUUCAACGCAACUCGGAAGGCGCAAACCGAACACUUUCUGCUUUCGACCACUCACAACGUUAAAUUAAAGGAGCACUCGUAUCUUUCUUGAACACAUUUCGCUAAUUACCGGCAAUAAAGGGCAAUUGAAGCAUGAUUUAUUUGGCACUGAUCAAAUACGGACGGACCCAAAUAUUAGGGACACAAUUGUAAAUAGCAUCAACAGUAAGCAGUAACAGCAGCAGCGGCAGCGCCAGCGACUGGCUGGAGAUUGACGUAGGAGAGGGAGAGCGCGUAGUCCGUUUAUAAACGACCACUUGUCCAGCCUGGUUCGGCUUGUGCGAUUGUGUGGUUGACGUGUGUGUGCUUAGAAACGUGAGCGAUCUCGAUCCUCAUCCCCCACCGUAGCUGAACCAUUUGUGAGCCUUCGAUAUGGCAGGGCAAUGGCUACUGGACCACAGGGCGCUGUGCGGCACGAUCUGGUGCCUACUGCUGGCUCAAAUACUCGCCCAGAGCACGCCUCAGCAGCAGGUUUGUCCCGAGCAAGGCGACAUCUCGCCCUGCAUAUGCACGGUUAAGAAGAACGGCCUCGAUAUUCUGUGUGAGACAACUGAUCUGGCGCAUAUUACCAAAUCGAUGGGCACGCUUAAGGGCAAGAGUCCCAUAAUAUUCUACCUGAAGCUACGCCACAACAAUCUGCCCAAGCUGCAGGGCUUCGUGUUCCUUGCUCUGGACAUACGUCACUUGACCAUCCACAAUAGCAGUCUGGCAGCCAUCGAGGAGAACGCACUUAGCUCGUUGGGCAAGGGCCUCACACAACUGGAUGUUUCACUGAACCAGAUGAAAACUGUGCCGUCGCAGGCGCUGCAGCAUUUGUAUCAUUUGCUAAUUUUAAAUUUGAAUCACAACAAGAUCACUGUCAUACACAACAAUGCUUUCGAGGGACUGGACACCUUGGAGAUACUCACACUUUACGAAAACAAAAUAACUCAAAUUGACCCCGAAGCUUUUCGCGGAUUGGAAAAAAAACUUAAACGCCUGAACCUCGGUGGAAAUGACCUGACUAGUGUACCCCAAAAAGCGCUGUCCAUAUUGGACACACUGAAGAAGCUUGAGAUACAAGAGAACAAGAUUCGCACAAUUAAGGAGGGUGAUUUUGCCGGUCUGGAAAACUUGGACUCUUUAAUAUUAGCGCAUAAUAUGAUCACAACCGUGCCUGCAAAUGUGUUUUCCCAUCUAACCCUGCUGAACUCCUUGGAACUGGAGGGCAACAAGAUCAGCAUUAUUGAUAAGGAUGCGUUCAAGGGCCUUGAAGAGAAUCUGCAAUACUUGCGUUUGGGCGACAAUAACAUAAAUGCCAUACCCAGUGAGGCGCUGCGACCACUGCAUCGUUUAAGGCAUCUGGAUCUGCGGAACAACAACAUAAAUGUACUGGCCGAUGACGCCUUCACGGGCUACGGGGACUCGCUGACUUUCUUGAAUCUGCAGAAGAAUGACAUUAAGGUCUUGCCCAGCAUGCUCUUCGAGAAUUUGAACUCGUUGGAAACAUUGAACAUCCAGAACAAUAAGCUGCAACGCAUUCCACAGGAUCUAAUGGAGCCUGUGAUCGAUACGCUGCGCAUUAUCGAUAUAACUGACAACCCACUGAACUGUUCAUGCGAGUUGACCUGGUUCCCCAAGCUGCUGGAGGAUCUGAAGAACAAGGAUGAUGAAAUGUCACAGAAAAAGAAGCCACUGUGCCACAUGUCGCUGGACAAUCGCGAAUACUUUGUGCAAGCGAUGCCCAUCGAGAAGAUGCACUGCGCCGGCCUCAAUGUGAGUCCCUCACCCACGAGCGGAGGUCUCAUGCGGAUUCUGCAAGUGAACAUUUUGGCCCAAGUAGCCAUGUGUAGCAUGGCGUUUCUGAGUAGCGUUUAACAAGCCCCUGAAGCAUCCGCUUUUCCACUCACAUCCGUAUUCGUGUUCGAAAUUCAAAUCCGCAGCGGGCACUAGAGAAUAGUUAGAAACGCAUUUCGGAAGCGCCGCCUUUCUCGAGGCGAUUAGUUCCCUGUGAGCUACACAUAUUGUUAGACAUAGUGAUAGUUAGUCGGAACGGCUGUGCUGUUCCAACACAAACCAAAGAUCCCGAACAUCCCCAAACCAAAAAACAAAAACCAAAGAUCUUUUGUACGCCUACAAAAUUUGUUUUCUGUGUUGUUGUAUUGUGUUUUUUUAUAGAUUAUAGAGAAUCCGUGAAUUAUGCAACUCUGCCAAUUGUUAGACUCAAAAUGCACGCUUUAGGAAUGUACAACCAGCGACCUACAACAACAUCAACCACAACAACAAUGUCUAAACGAACAGCAAUUAAAGCAACAACAAUAUCACCCGCAAGUGCCCAGUUGAAACCCCCAAGCAAAUGAAUUACACCCACCUUGUUGAACUUGAUGCCACACGCACAUCAACAAUACCAACAACAACAACAACUACAACAAAAAACUACAGAAACAACAACAAGAACAACAAGAACCACAACAGCAAUACACACGUUAAAUGCAUAGUAGCCCGGCGCACUGCAUUUGCUAAACGCAUCUAGAACAGUCUAAUAGCCGUUAAUCGUUAAUGUUACCUCUAUUCUAUACGAGUGUCACACAAAAACACAAAAACAAGGAUGGGGCAUAUCGCAAGCCCUCACCUAGGCAUAAGUAACUGAAAUCCCAAUUGAAAUUGUUAGCAAAGGGGUUAGAGAGAGUCCAAACAACAGAGAACAAACAAAGAACCUCACUGAGAAGUGAAAAACAAAAACACUAACCGAAACGUAAACAUAUCUACUUGUAGAGAAGCGAAUUGUUAUUAAUAUUAAGGAAUAAGGAAAUUGAAAUUGUAGAGUGUAUAGUUUGUAUGCGAUCGUAUUCAUCGAUGCGAAUAGUAUAUACAAUAUUUUUAGCUCUACCACCAUAUCUGGGUGUAUGUCGUUGUCGAUGUUGUGAGAUACAAUCAUUAUCAAUUUUAUUUGUUUUCCAUUUGUUCAAGUUUUUUAAAAGCUUAUGUGCGUACCUAUUAAAUAAUUUUUAAAUAAUCCUAAUAUUAUUGGCAAGCCGAUACACAAUUGUAUUUACAUACAUACUAUAUGUUGAUCCCAAUGUGGGAUAUCCUUGAAAUGUGUACGCGUUCAAACGAGACGAACAUUUGCAUCAAUCACCAAGAACUGAUUAUCGAAUAAGUAGUUUGUACUCUUUAUUUGCACUAUAUACCUGAGCAAAAAGGGACCCACCAAAGUCCCCUCAAAAAAUGACAUGCAUAUAUACACACACACACAUACACACACAAACAUACCCAUAACUAUGCCUAAUCAAGCAAACAUAUCAAUUAACUAACUAUCGCAACAUAUCAAGAGCGCCAAAAGUUGGACUCGCAAAUAUUUUAUAGAUUUAAAUUUACUUACUUGUACAUCUUGAAGCAUGUGAAUAUUUUGUGGUAAUAGCAAAAGCAAAACCCAAUGUUUGAUAUUUACUCAACUAAAGUACCAUUUUUGAAGUUCUUUUUUGUAUCGAAUCGUAUUGUAAUUGUAUUAAAUUUGUAUUUGUAUUUGUAUCAACUAAGUUAUAAAGCUCUCGCAUUAGGUACGAGUAGUGUAAGUAUACUAUUUAGUCGAGCCCCAUUCACUGCACGCCAGUAGGUUCGGUCAGUUAGCCACUGGUGGGCACUGAAGAAGGCGUCCCCACCAAACCAAACCAAACCAUUUGUGAAACUAAGUACGCGUAUAUUUACGAGUAUCUGUACAAUAUUAAAGACAGGAGACACACACACUGCAGCUAAUAUUUUCAAAAGAAUGUGCUAAAUUCAAAUUCGGGUCAGUUUUGGCAACAGCUGUUCUUUUCAAAAUAUUGCAACAACACAAGCGAGCAAUAGAUAAAUGCUUCGAUGGCGGAGCGUGUAGAAAACCAGGUACAUCAGUGAUCGGUGGAUGGCGAAGCUUGGGCCUAGCCGAGGGCCGAGCACUGAGAUACACUCCCGUACCCGUACGUAUACAAUAAAACAACUAUGUUUUUCAGCCGAACAACUCUCGAAAUAAUAAAAAAUCAUAUUGGUUACUAAA
This is a messenger RNA of Scaptodrosophila lebanonensis, 4641 nucleotides long. Its product is annotated as slit homolog 2 protein. Bases 999 to 2483 code for a protein of 494 amino acids. The record is from RefSeq and is a predicted model, not a curated record. Gene Ontology annotation, molecular function: protein binding. The transcript has 8 exons. Lineage: Eukaryota; Metazoa; Arthropoda; Insecta; Diptera; Drosophilidae.